This is a messenger RNA of Octopus bimaculoides (California two-spot octopus), 2390 nucleotides long. RefSeq lists its product as uncharacterized. The record is from RefSeq and is a predicted model, not a curated record. NCBI's taxonomy places the organism in Eukaryota, Metazoa, Mollusca, Cephalopoda, Octopoda, Octopodidae.
GUAUAUAUAUAUAUAUAUCAUAUAUGUGUGUGUUUGAUGCAAUGAAAUUUAAGAUUUGAAAAAAAAACCCAGAAAGUCUUUUGUCAUUUUCGAUUGUUUUUGUGGAGGAUUUUUUUUUUUUCCAUUUUUUAAGUUUAUAUUUUGCAGAAAUGUAGUCCUAUUCUUUUGUAUUUCUUUGUAUACACUCAAACAUACAUACAUGCAUACACACAUACACAUGUCUAUAUGACACUGUCUAUAUAACACAAACACUUAUCUAUAAACUUUAUAUAUUAUUUUAAAUUCAUAUAUUAUUUUUCCCUUUCUCUUUUGUUUAACACACCAUAAAAACACUAGGUUCAUUAAGGGCUAAGGUAUAUAUAUAUUUAUAUUCAUAGGGUUCGGAGCAAGUUGCUUUCUUGUAUUUUAGCUAUCCAAAAAGUUUCAAUUUGUAGUUGCUGAAUAUCGCAAUGUGACUGAUUCUGUGUUGCUUUCAAUCUCUGCCUCACCAUUUCCUAAUAUUCAGAGCCUCAAAAGGAUUUACCCAUCUCAAAAGGAACCACGUGGAGUACAGAUUUUAUUUACCAUUUUUACCAAUUAUACCUAAAUGGAUAUUAUUAAUUACUAAUUCUUCAAGGAAACUUGGUUUUUUUACUAGGAGUCAAAGAGGGGAAAAAUAAAAAAAAAACAUUAAAAUCCAAACUUGCCAACAAACCUUCUUCAAACUAAAUUAAACCAAAUCCAAUCUAAACAAGGAAUUUUUCAAACUUGGAAACAUAUUUUAUUUGUCAGAAAGGAAAAACACCGAAGAAUUUAUUAGAAUCAUAAAAACCGAUAUUGCAGCAAACAUGGCAGUAAAUAAAGAAAAACCAUUAGCGUUUACCAUUUCUUUUUCUCGACCGUUCUACAUUGAUCUGUUUGUGCUGAUUGUCUGUGUUCUUGGACUGGCUAAUGCUCAGCAACCGCCUUGCAUCGUCAAGGGGUGCAUCUACACUCGUUUGCCGUGGUACGGCUAUUUAAUUCAAAAGACAUUCCACAGAGACAUGGCAAAAAUUCAGUACCAGUUAUGGUACCCGGUCAGUGAAUGCUGUGCAAACCUGCUGAUUUAUUAUGACGACCAGUUGCGUACACUCAACGACAAAAUGUCGUGUUCAGAAAGGGAACGUAUUUUACCUGCAGAUAAUAACCAAAUUAUACCCCUCUACACGGGGAAUCACAAAUCUGUAGGUUGUAAAAUAUCGAACGAAACAGGUAAAUCAAUUUAUGUGUGUAUUGGCGAACGGACAUUUCGAUCAACUGGUGCCCGAACCUGGUAUUUUGCUAUAAGUCGUUGUAGUUCUAAAACCCACUUAAACUUAAACUAUUUCUUUAAUAUUACAGGAUUCUAUGGAACCUGUGAAGAAGAUGCCCUGUCUUUCUCCAAGACUUAUAUUCCUCCCAAACAGAACAAUGGUACAAACCUUUAUGCUGUUAUUUUUGGUGUUGUGUCCGGCGUGAUGUUGAUUUUGGCUGUUCUUUUCUUCUCAUUGUGGUGCGUAGCUGUCCGGCGUAAAACAAGUGGCUCAGUAACCUCGAGCCAAGCAACUAUGACCCAUGACAUAUUCUACGUGAACCAUUCGCUCUCUGACCGCGAGCAGGCCGACUACUCGCAGUCAAGUUCGGAGAACUACUAUGAGGUGAUCCCGGAAAGAAGAAGCUAUGAAAGCAUCAGUGCACAGGCUGCAUCGACAGCAGAACGCCACCACAGCCUGCGUACGCACGCGACCCUCGCCAAAGAGCACCGAACGCAUACGACAUACAUCUUCGACGACUACCCGCCUCCUCCCUACCAUCCUCCCCAGCCCACUCCAAGCAAAGGCCAACCACAGCGGCAGCCAGUCCAGGUUAUCCAGGCAAUGCAGCCCAUUCAGAGCUUGCAGACAGGUAUGCAGACCAGUUUGCAGCCUAGCAUGCAGUCUACUAUGCAGCCUAGCAUGCAGCCUAGCCUGCAGACCACUCUUCAGCCUAGCCUGCAGAACACUCUUCAGCCUAGCCUGCAGACAAGCAUGCAAAGUAGUAUACCAACAGCUGUUAUGCAACCCAAGUUUCAAUCAGCACUCGAAACCAGUGCAUGAAGUAAUACACCAAUGAGAUUUUCAAGCUAAAAAUUUGCUUCAGACAUGAAAAGAGAAAAAAGAAAAAAAAAAUCUAAAUGCCAGAUUUAUUAAGUCUUUCCUUAUCUUUGAUAAUUCCAUGCAUCGAUGUUUGCAAAACAGGCAACUCUUGUCAUUAAUUCCAAGCAAGGAGCAGGGAACCUUUAAGUGAUUUGAUGCGUAUCACUUCUUUGUUCCUCCAAACCUUGAAUCGAACUAGCAAAUUCUAACCUCCUCCAACAAAAAACAACUGCUACAACAGUAUGGUUAUGAUAAUGA